Eriocheir sinensis (Chinese mitten crab) is the source of this 2332-nucleotide messenger RNA. RefSeq names its product vesicular glutamate transporter 1-like (gene VGlut). The record is from RefSeq and is a predicted model, not a curated record. The transcript has 16 exons. Bases 620 to 2332 code for a protein of 570 amino acids. Gene Ontology annotation, biological process: synaptic transmission, glutamatergic; monoatomic anion transport; transmembrane transport. Gene Ontology annotation, cellular component: synaptic vesicle membrane; excitatory synapse. Lineage: Eukaryota; Metazoa; Arthropoda; Malacostraca; Decapoda; Varunidae. Gene Ontology annotation, molecular function: L-glutamate transmembrane transporter activity; neurotransmitter transmembrane transporter activity.
AGGCCACGCCCACAACAUGACACCAAGGAAAGACGCUCUCCCAUUGGUCCUUCCCGACACACCUGCGCACUCAGGGACCAAUCAGCGGGAAGGGAACAACCAAUCAGCUGUCUCCAUCCACCCCCAUCCCCCCAUCCCCCUCCCGGCGCCCGCUCCAUCGACCCCCCCGAAGAGACACAGAGAAAGAGAAAGAGAGAGAGGGAGAGGGAAAGGGCUCGCAGACUCGCCACCAAGAAAGAGAGAAAAAAAAAAUAGAAAAGAGAAAACAAAGAAAGUAAAGCAAGCAACAACAGAGAAAACAAGUGAACGCUAACACACACACACACACACACACACACACACACACACACACACACGCACACACACACACAAACACACCAUACAAUUAAACACACUCACUCACCCCCCAAACCAAACACACACAAACACACCUACAUAAAAAAAACAAUGCAGAACACGUGAUAAACACACACACAAACACACAAACAAACACACAGGUAACAUGGAUCGUCGUGCUGAACAGGUGUAGAAGUGUGACGGGUGAGGUGAGGUGAGCUAAUUGCGAAGAAGAGGAAGAAGAGGAAAAGAAGAGGAAAAAGAGGAAAGAGAAGGAGGAGCCAUGCCGGGUCUAGAUGCUCUCAUAGCGUUGAAGGACAGAGCGAAGGCAGUGAGGGAGAGAUUCGUCGUCAGCCGCGCUUCUGAAAUCCCUCAUGACAGCGGCGUGCAGUAUGAGGAGUUUGAGCUCGGUGCGGCCAAGACGGGGGCGGGGCAGCAAUGGGAGGAAGGCGGAUUCGAGGACCUGGAGAAGCCGCCGCUACGCAAGAUCGAUCAGUACCUGCCGCCGGACUGCCCGUGUUGCAACAUGACCAAGCGCUUCACCAUGGCUAUCCUCGCGAGCAUAGGUUUCCUCAUCUCCUUCGGGAUCCGGUGCAACAUGGGCGUGGCCGUGGUAGAGAUGACCGCCAACAACACCUUGACGGGGAAGAGGGAGAUCGACUGGAGUGACGAUAUCGUGGGGGUUGUGGAUUCCUCCUUCUUCUGGGGCUACUUGGUGACGCAGGUGCCCGGCGGACUGAUUGCCUCACGCUUCCCCGCGCACAGGGUGUUCGGGACGGCCAUCACCACCUCGUCGCUCCUCAACAUGCUCUUCCCCGGGGCCUCGCGUCUUCACCCUGCGGCUGCCAUGGCUGUCAGGAUACUGCAGGGCCUGGUGGAGGGCGUCACGUACCCAGCCUGUCACGGGAUCUGGCGCAACUGGGCCCCGCCGCUCGAGCGCUCCCGCCUCGCCACCAUGGCCUUCUGCGGGUCCUACGCGGGCGCCGUGCUGGGUAUGCCCCUCUCCGCCUGGCUCACGGAGGGUAUCGGCUGGCCUGCCCCCUUCUACUUCUACGGUGUUGCCGGAGUUGUCUGGGGCCUCUUCUGGUAUUGGCUCGCCUUCGAAAAACCCUCUAAGCAUCCAACCAUCACGGGAAGGGAGAGAGUCUAUAUCGAGGACAGUUUGGGGAAGAUGCCUAUCCACCAGCCUACCUUCGCCAACACUCCCUGGCGGGCGUUUGCUACAUCCAUGCCUGUCUGGGCCAUCAUCGUUGCCAAUGUAGCCCGUUCCUGGACCUUCUACCUGCUUAUAAUAUCGCAGCCCACCUACUUCAAAGAGGUCUUCCACUACCGCGUCGCUGAGGGCGGCACCAUCUCAGCUCUCCCUCACCUGGUCAUGACGAUUGUGGUACCUUUUGGGGGCCAGUUGGCGGACUACUUGAGGAGGAACAAGAUUCUUUCCACCACCAACGUCAGGAAGAUCUUCAACUGCGGUGGCUUCGGUCUGGAGGCGCUGUUCCUGCUGGUGGUCGCCUUCACGAGGAACACGACCAUAGCCAUCAGUUCCCUUACCCUGGCUGUAGGCUUCUCCGGGUUUGCUAUAUCAGGUUUCAACGUCAACCACCUGGAUAUUGCUCCUCGGUACGCCAGCAUCCUCAUGGGUAUCAGCAACGGGUUCGGGACGCUGAGUGGCAUGAUCUGUCCCAUCGUGGUAGAGGAGUUCACCAAGCACGAGACGGCGGCGGAGUGGCAGGUGGUCUUCCUCAUCGCCUCCAUCAUCCACUUCCUCGGCAUCACCUUCUACGGGAUCUUUGCCUCAGGGGAGCUGCAGCCCUGGGCCGAGCCGAUCGAGGAGGAGGAUGCCCCCGCGGUGGAAGGCCUGCCCAAGGAGACAACGCCAGCGGUGGGGAUGGGUGGGACCGGAGUCGGGGGGGUGGGGGUGGGGGUGGCGCCCGGUGGGGGGUUCACGCAGGAGGCGGUGCAGCCCUCCUCCCAGUACACCCCCUCCCAAUUCUAA